UUUUACAAAUUUUUUAUAUAUCAAAUAUAUAAAUAUUUCUCACAAAGUUAAAAAAAGGGAAGAAGACGCCAUAAUAAAAUUUGCAAUUUGCAAUUCCCAACUACCUAUCGUCUUCUCUGAAUGCACUUUUCAUAAUCAGAUUCCACACUCUCAUAUACAUAUAUUUCCGGAUCUUCUCCAAAUCUCCUUUCCAGAAACUACUCUUUUUUUUUUUUUUUGGGAAUUUCCCAGUCCUUCGAGAUGAGCACGGGAGAGCUUCUCAGCAUCGAACCUCUAGAGCUCAAAUUUCCAUUUGAAUUGAAGAAGCAGAUCUCUUGUUCUCUUCAAUUGUCCAAUAAAACUGAUAAUUAUGUUGCUUUCAAGGUCAAAACGACAAAUCCAAAGAAGUAUUGUGUUCGACCAAAUGCUGGGAUUGUUUUGCCUCGGUCCACAUGUGAUGUUAUAGUUACAAUGCAAGCGCAAAAGGAGGCUCCUGCUGAGAUGCAAUGCAAGGACAAGUUUUUGCUUCAGAGUGUGAGAACACAUGAUGGUGCAACUGCAAAGGAUAUCAAUGCUGAAAUGUUCAAUAAGGAGGCGGGGCAUCAAGUUGAAGAGUGCAAGUUGAGAGUGCUCUAUGUUUCUCCACCUCAACCGCCUUCUCCUGUUCCAGAAGGGUCUGAGGAAGGGUCUUCGCCGAGGGGUUCUGUGUCAGAUAAUGGAAUUGCAAAUGGUGCUGAGUUUUCUAAUGCUUCAAGAGCAUUUGCUGAGCGGUUUGAACCUCAAGACAAAUCGUCAGAGGCAAAAGCUCUUAUUUUAAAGCUGACCGAUGAAAAAAAUAGCGCUAUUCAACAAAAUACCAAGCUUCGUCAAGAAUUGGAACUCCUGAAACGUGAAGGCAGCAAAAACCGUGCUGGUGUCUCAUUUAUGUUUGUCAUCUUUGUUGGGUUGCUUGGCAUAAUUUUGGGGUAUCUCAUGAAGAAGUCAUAAACAACAGUCCUCCAUUGAACCUUGGCCCAUAAUUUUCCUCUCAUUUCCUUUCUGUCAGCAAUCAAAGAAUGAUGAUGAAAGGAAAAGAAACUAAUGACAGAAUCAUGGUGCAUUUCUUAGUUAGCUUUAUGGAAUUAGCAAACUUAUUUAGAUCAGAUCAUGUGUUUGUAGUGGAGGAGCAUUCCUAUGACUCGUAUUUUUAUUGACAUGCAUUCUUUUUGUAACCUAAGAUGAUCCCUUUUUUUUUUUCUCCUUUUUUUUUUUCCUUUCUUUUGUGCUUCACCUUGAGAGAUUCUGGUAUAGAUGAUACCCAAGAUUUAAUAAUCUAUGCGUCUCCACCGUGCUGGAAAUUAGAGUGACA
Messenger RNA from Hevea brasiliensis (rubber tree), 1327 nucleotides. Its product is annotated as vesicle-associated protein 1-2. Bases 241 to 966 code for a protein of 241 amino acids. The transcript is spliced from 8 exons. NCBI's taxonomy places the organism in Eukaryota, Viridiplantae, Streptophyta, Magnoliopsida, Malpighiales, Euphorbiaceae. Gene Ontology annotation, biological process: endoplasmic reticulum membrane organization. The record is from RefSeq and is a predicted model, not a curated record. Gene Ontology annotation, cellular component: plasma membrane; endoplasmic reticulum membrane.